CUGUGCAGCUCUAGAGUGCAGAGAAGCAGAAGACAAAGAAACAAAAUGUUCUCUGCAAAAGUUGUGCCCGUUUAAAAGCCAGAAAAGUUCGUGAUCUGCACUUUUUGCAUCGCCAGUGCAUGUGCACCGUGUCUGUAUGUGGAUUUGGUCUAAAAAUACGAGAGGAUGAAAAUAAACUGCAGGCGAAACACCUUGAGUUGAGUGCAACGGCUGCGAGUGUGUGCGUGCGUUCGCGUGUCCGUGUGAGUUCGCAGUGCGUAAGAGCGAGCGAGUGUGUGUGCGCUCGUGUGCGUGUGUGUAUACAUGUGGGAUAAACGAAAAUAAAACAAGGGACCGCUCCCCGCCGAUUUUCCGCCACCCCGCAAAGUUCAUCCGCCCGAGAAUCGGGGGAACUGCAUCUCGCACUGAAAAUCGGUUCACAAUCCACUAUCGCCCGCCCGUCGUCCUUCAUCCACCUUCCGAGGAAAACAACAACAGCAACCACCAGCGCCCUUGCAACAACAACUGUUACAAAAGAGCAAAAGAGAGAAGAAACACCCCGCACACUCGCACACUUCCAGUCAGACACACACACACUGAGUCCUGUUGUCCUCGCCAGAAGUUCGAAUUUCAAUCCCAAAAUCACAAUCGUAAUUGUAAUCCGCCAAAAUGGACUCCGAUAUCGAAAUGGAUCUGGAAUCGGACAACGACGGGGAGUACGAUGAUGACUACGACUACUAUAAUACAGGCGAGGACUGCGAUGUUGAACGCCUGGAUCCGAAGCGCGCCGACCCCGAGUACUUCGAGUUCGACUGCCUCACCGUCGAGGACAUCGAGAAGCUGCUGAACGAGCGCGUGGAGAAGCUGAACACCAUCCUGCAGAUCACGCCCUCGCUGGCCAAGGUGCUGCUGCUGGAGCACCAGUGGAACAACGUGGCCGUGGUGGAGAAGUACCGCCAGGACGCGAACGCGCUGCUGGUGACGGCGCGCAUCAAGCCGCCGACGGUCGCGGUGGCGGAUACCGCUUCCACGAGUGCAGCGGCGGCCAGUGCCCAGCUGCUGCGACUGGGGAGCAGUGGAUACAAGACGACGGCGUCGACGGCGCCGCAGUAUCGCAGCCAGAUGUGCCCCGUGUGCGCCAGCUCGCAGCUGGGCGACAAGUUCUACAGCCUGGCCUGCGGGCACUCGUUCUGCAAGGACUGCUGGACCAUCUACUUCGAGACGCAGAUCUUCCAGGGCAUCUCCACGCAAAUUGGCUGCAUGGCGCAGCAGUGCAAUGUGCGGGUGCCGGAGGACUUGGUGCUAACACUCGUGACGCGGCCUGUGAUGCGGGACAAGUACCAGCAGUUCGCGUUCAAGGACUACGUGAAAUCACAUCCGGAGCUGCGCUUCUGCCCCGGACCCAACUGCCAGAUAAUUGUGCAAUCAUCGGAGAUCUCCGCCAAACGUGCCAUCUGCAAGGCUUGCCACACGGGCUUCUGCUUCCGGUGCGGCAUGGACUACCACGCGCCCACCGACUGCCAGGUGAUCAAGAAGUGGCUGACCAAGUGCGCCGACGACAGCGAAACGGCCAACUACAUCAGCGCCCACACCAAAGACUGCCCCAAGUGUCACAUCUGCAUCGAGAAGAAUGGCGGCUGCAACCACAUGCAGUGCUUCAACUGCAAGCACGAUUUCUGCUGGAUGUGCCUGGGCGAUUGGAAGACGCACGGCUCCGAGUACUACGAGUGCUCCCGCUACAAGGACAACCCCAACAUUGCCAACGAGUCGGUGCACGUGCAGGCGCGCGAGGCGCUCAAAAAGUACCUGCACUACUACGAGCGCUGGGAGAACCACUCCAAGUCGCUGAAGCUCGAACAGCAGACGAUCGACCGGCUGCGCCAGCGCAUCAACUCGAAGGUGAUGAACGGCAGCGGCACCUGGAUCGACUGGCAGUAUCUGUUCAAUGCGGCGGCGCUGCUGGCCAAGUGCCGGUACACCCUGCAGUACACCUAUCCGUACGCCUACUACAUGGAGGCGGGUUCGCGGAAGAAUCUCUUCGAGUACCAGCAGGCGCAACUGGAGGCCGAGAUCGAGAAUCUGUCGUGGAAGAUCGAGCGAGCGGAGACAACGGACCUGGGUGAUCUCGAGAAUCAAAUGGACAUCGCUGAGAAGCGUCGCACCACCCUACUCAAAGACUUCUUCCCAGUGGACGCAUAGGCAAAUGACAAGCUUCCAUGGUCACCAGAGGAGCGGCUUGUCCCGUUUAGCACAAA
Messenger RNA from Drosophila ficusphila, 2234 nucleotides. It is a transcript of the gene ari-2, whose product is annotated as potential E3 ubiquitin-protein ligase ariadne-2. Gene Ontology annotation, cellular component: cytoplasm; ubiquitin ligase complex. Lineage: Eukaryota; Metazoa; Arthropoda; Insecta; Diptera; Drosophilidae. The record is from RefSeq and is a predicted model, not a curated record. Gene Ontology annotation, molecular function: ubiquitin conjugating enzyme binding; ubiquitin protein ligase activity; zinc ion binding. The coding region runs from base 649 to 2178 and encodes 509 amino acids. Gene Ontology annotation, biological process: ubiquitin-dependent protein catabolic process; protein polyubiquitination; positive regulation of proteasomal ubiquitin-dependent protein catabolic process. The transcript has 3 exons.